Penicillium odoratum is the source of this 1185-nucleotide messenger RNA. RefSeq names its product U2 snRNP complex subunit CUS2. The transcript has 5 exons. The coding region runs from base 1 to 1185 and encodes 394 amino acids. Gene Ontology annotation, cellular component: U2 snRNP; U2-type spliceosomal complex. Lineage: Eukaryota; Fungi; Ascomycota; Eurotiomycetes; Eurotiales; Aspergillaceae. Gene Ontology annotation, biological process: mRNA splicing, via spliceosome. The record is from RefSeq and is a predicted model, not a curated record. Gene Ontology annotation, molecular function: RNA binding.
AUGACUUCACCAGCUCCCGAGAACGGGUACGGGCAACCAUUCCCGCUUGACCCCUCGGAAUUCGACAGCGACCCCCGAGUUUCAUUCUCAAAGCUUGAUAAUAAGUUCAUCUUGGAGACAGAGGAUGACAAGGAGUUUGUUUAUGAUACAGCCCUCAAGCGAUGGGUUCAGACGAUCGAUGAAGAGCUGCUUCGUCAACAGCAAGAAGCAUACAAGGUCGAUGGAGUAGAGGACGAGGAGGUCCACCCUCGCGAUAGAAAGCGGAAACAGCAAGAUGACGAGAGCACUCAGAAGCCGAAGAAACAGCGGGUGAACACUGCGUUGUUCAUCUCAUCCAUCCCCCUCGAUGCCGAACUUGAUGAGAUCAGAGACGUCUUCUCCAAAUGCGGUGUCAUUGCCGAGGAAAUCGAUAGUGGUCGCCCACGAAUCAAAAUGUACAUGGAUGACCAGGGGAAUUUCAAGGGUGAAGCGCUCGUCGUAUAUUUCCGUCCCGAAUCCGUCAAUCUGGCGAUUCAGAUGCUUGAUGAGACUGAGUUCCGACUGGGUGUGCCUGGACCACAGGGACCCAUGAAGAUCCAAGCCGCCGACUUCUCGUAUAAGGCCCAACAGGACGCGCCACCAAAGACGAAUAUGCGGGACAAGAAGAAAAUUAUCGCGCGGACGGCCAGACUGAACAGUAAACUUGCGGACUGGGACGACGACGACCCUUCAACUCUUCCAGAGGCCACAACAAAAUAUGACAAGAUCGUGAUUUUGAAGCAUAUGUUUACUUUGCAGGAAUUGCAGGAGGAUGUUGCCGCCAUCCUGGACAUUAAGGAAGAUAUUCGUGAUGAGUGUGCCAAGGUUGGCGAAGUCACCAAUGUUGUUCUCUAUGACAAGGAACCUGAAGGUGUGGUUAGUGUUCGGUUCGCCGAUCCCGAAUCCGCCCGGCAAUGUGUCAAGGUCAUGGAUGGUCGGUUCUUUGGUGGUACUCGCGUCGAAGCCUAUGUGUCUGAGGGACGUGAGAAAUUUAAGAAAACCAACGAGCGACGCGCAGCACUGGAAGAGAUGGCUGAGCGCGGUAUUCACGCAGAAGAUGAGGAAGAAGAACAGCGUCUGGACGAGUUUGGGAACUGGUUGGAGAGACAGAAGGAAAAGUCCGAGUCCACAGAGUCCACGGAGAAGGUCGAGAAUAUGGAACAGUGA